UUUCAGAAUCUUGAUAAAGGAUUUUUUAAACCUUACACAAAAAUGCCCCCCUUACAAGCUUUUGGGCAUCAUUGGAAUAUUUCAAAUGAUGAUUUUGUCUUUCCUGGAUUAACUGAUUUAAUUGUUAGAAGUUUUUGGGUUAUUUGUUCUCUAAUUAUUUUUAUUGUUCACAAUCCUUUUGGUUGUUCAACCUAUGUUUGGUUACCUAUUGUUUCUUUAAUGAUUUUUGUAAAUUUUCUUUCUGGUGGCCUCUCUUUUGCUCUAGCAAUGCUUAGCGCUCAGGGAUCAAUAAUGGAAAUGGAAAAGAGGAGACAUGUCUCAACAUUAUUAUAUGCUAGACUUCCUGUAUUUUUUGUUGAAGUAAUUUGGACAAUUAUAACGACUUUGCUUUCUUUUAAUAUUUUCUACAAUGCUGAUAAUCUCUGUAAAAUUGAAAGUGGAAUUCGUAUUGCUGUUGUUAUUGAGUGGAUUCUAGUCAUUUCUAUAUUUAUUGGUGCAAUAUGUGUUUUUAAUCCACACGAGGGGCGAAGAAUGGACAGAUCUUUGGUUGAUGAACGGUUAUAUUGGAAACGAAAUUUUUUUCUGUGCAAAAUGCGUGCUGAUAACCAAGUUCGUCAGGCAUUAGACGAUAUUGCAACGCUCAUCUCUCAAUUUUUUGAAGACAAUAAUUAUGUUAUUUCUGACAUUAUUGCUGGCCUUCUUCUUCUUGUACACUCACCACACAAACGUAUUCCACCUCCAAUUGAGUCAAUUAUUAAAAAUGAACAUGAAUUGCCGCAUUGGAUGAAGUUGCCAAAUUGUUUAAAAUAUGCUAGUCGUUACUUUGAAUUUGCUUUUGCGGUUUAUGGAUGGCCACAUUAUGUUGCCUGUAAUUGUGCUUGUGGUGCUUGGUAUCUUCUCUGUAAGAAACUCAAUUGUUGUUGCCGUAAACAUGAUAAUCGCCGAGAUUUUAUGUUAAUGGGUGAUAAUUGUUGUUCUUGUCAUAGCAGUGCCCUUGAAUUAAUGUUGGACGAUGAAUGUACACCUGCUUUUGUUUGUUUCCGAAACGGACUUUUUGAAGUACCUUUUGCCGUUGUUAUUGACCAUCAUACUAAUUCAAUUGAAAAUAUUUUUAAAGGUUCCGCAUCAUUUAUGGACAUAAUAACUGAUCUUUCACUCGAUGAUGAAACGCUGGACUCAAUUGAUGUGGAUAGUGACCCAAUUCUACGUUCAGACAAGGAAUUGGACGGUUACGGCGAAAUUCGUGUCCAUAAAGGAAUUUUAAAAAGUGCUCGAUAUAUUUACGAGACUUUACAAACCAAUCAUGUCAUUGAAGAUGCUCAACAACGCUGUCCAAAUUACAAUAUUGUAAUUUGUGGGCAUUCUUUGGGUGCUGGUAUUGGUUCUUUAUUGGCACUUUUUUUAAAGAUCAAGUAUCCGGAUAUUCGUUGCUAUGCCUUUGCACCGCCAGGGUCUGUAGUAAGCGAAAAUGGAAUUUAUGUUACUGAAAAAUCAACGUUAUCUUUUGUGUUGGGUGAUGAUGUUGUUCCUCGAAUGACUUUCCAAUCAAUAUCUCUUCUAAAAACGGAAGUUGAGAGAGAAUUAACAACAACAGACAAAGCAAAAUAUGAAAUUUUAAUUAAAGGAAUUUUCAAAUUGAUUGUCUCUUAUCCUUUUUCAUUACAUAGAGCUGACAAUAUAUCCACCCAAGGAUUUGCAAACCUAACAGAGAACAAUAAUGAUAUGAGGCAUUCAGAAAAUAUUGGAACUAGAGAGGAGAGAAUAAUGCUUCGACCUCCAGGCAAUCUGCUUCACCUAACCUUUGAAAACCAGAAAAUCAAAGAUCGGGUCAAUGUCAAUUGGAUUGAUCAUUCAUCGCUCGCUGAAAUACAGGUACAAACUUUAUUCUUGUUAGCAAAAUUUUUGCCAUGCCUCUGA
Meloidogyne enterolobii is the source of this 1917-nucleotide messenger RNA. Lineage: Eukaryota; Metazoa; Nematoda; Chromadorea; Rhabditida; Meloidogynidae. The record is from the annotation of a GenBank genome assembly.